UUUCAGGACUCAGUAUUGUAUUAUUGUUAUUACUAUUAAAUUCUCAUCCUGAGUGCUUUCAACGAACAUUACUAUACAAACUAAAACUAUUAUUGACAUUUUAAAAAAAAGUUAAUAUUACAUUAUCUCACACAAACAAACGGAAAGAUGGAUGAACCUUGUGAGAAUGUUUUAUCAGAAUUGAACUUGAAGGCCACCUUGGCCCAGCUGGACAUUACCCCACAGCUUAUGGAGUAUUACUUGAGCCUAAGAAGAACAUUGACCCAGCACAGAGACGAGGGUGUUAUUAUUUGGUGUGAUCCGAGGGACCCUGUCAUGGUAGCUAGACUUGCUGAAACUCACUGGAAACCUUCAAUAAUGCUGAAAUUACCAGACUCUGUGGGUGAGGACCAUCUGGGUUUCACAAGCAAGCAGACGGCUCUUGAAGAUGAUGUGGCUGGUGACAAGAAUAUAAAAGAUGAAAGCCUUAAAAAAAUAUCCAGAGAUAAUGAGGCUUUUGUCUGUGGUGUUCAUGGAUGCAAUGCCAUGUUUUCUUCAAUAGCCAAUUAUGAAAGUCAUUAUUCUACAAAUCACAUCUUCCGCUGUUCUGCUUGCAAGAGAAUUUUUGUCUCAAAUUUUCUUUUAGAUGUGCACAUAGAAGAGAAUCAUGACUCUUACUUUAAGGCUUUGAGCUCCAGAAUACCCAUGUAUCGCUGUUUGGUUGAGAAUUGCACACAGAAAUUUCAAUGUGAUGCAGAUCGCCAAAGUCAUCUAGUUGAGCAACACAAAUUUCCUCACAAGUUUUCAUUUCACAAACCCAUCAAAUCAAAACCUCAGCAGCUGGAAUCUAAAGACCUGACAGAAGUGGAUCAUGAUAUUUUGGUGUCUUCUCCUACUGAAUCUUUGAUGCAAACAGAGGACAUCAGCAAACCUGAAGCAGAAAAGAACUUCAGUUCUACGACUGCUAAAAGCCAAAGGGUGCCAUCAGCAAUUUGUUUUGGUCGAGGAUCUAAGAGAGCUUUCAAAAACAGGUCCAAAAAACAUCAAGACUAUCAGUGGUAUCAUGCAGGGAAAAUGGAUGUUGAUACGACAGUCAACAUAGAGAAUAUUGAUUUUAAGGAUUUAAGUGACAGCAUUCCAAAUAUUGCGUGAUUACCACUUUUCCUACCAUAUGGCCUUUGAAUCGUUUUUAUCAGAGAUGGUAUUGGCAUUCUUACAUUCAUGUGAACAGUCCUCACACAUACAUUCUGCAUAGAUUAAUGAAAAUGAAAUUCUUUAUUCUGUACAUUUGUGUUAUGUAUCUAGGUUACUUUGUAUUGUAUUGGUUUAUUGAUAACACAACUCCUGGGUUGAAAAUAUUUACUGCUGCCUUAUAAAGACAUUAGCAUUGCAGUGUCAUUCUUUGCAUUGCCUUUGCUUUUUUUUUAUUCAUCUAAUCUUGACAAUGAAAAUAUUUUUGAGUUGAAUUUUUUAUUUGUUGUCGAAAUAUAAUCUCAUUUGCAAUAAUGUAAUUGGAUUAGUUCAAAAAUUAAAUUAAAAACUUUAUGGCUAC
Molecule: messenger RNA, 1531 nt
Organism: Biomphalaria glabrata
Lineage: Eukaryota; Metazoa; Mollusca; Gastropoda; Planorbidae
Product: zinc finger protein 511-like
Exons: 6
Coding region: 148-1131 (327 amino acids)
Source: RefSeq, a predicted model, not a curated record